UUAAUGCGGUAGGUCGCCGCUCGGUUCGUUUCACAUCUCCGACUCUCCGGUACGCACGUGAGCCUCUGUCGCCUUGCUGCUGAUACUUCGCGCUGCCUUGGCGUUAUUGCGAGGAAAGUUUCAGAAAACAGCUACUGUCGUUUAACAGCUCAACGGGACCUAACAAACGGAUAAGUUUCCGGUGCCACCGUUAAUUCAAGGCAGUUUUAUAGCUCACAUCUAGCAGCGAUGGGAAUCGAAUCUGAGGAGCCAAAGUCCACAGCACCAAGUGAAUUCAGCGUUUGAACGGAGGCCUUCUGCUUGCUAAGGCGAACUUCUUCUUUCUUUAUGGAGCAUCUGCUAUAAUUCUCCCUGCCCUCUCUGUGUAUGGUAACGAACUGGGGCUCAAUGCUGCCUCUGUGGGUGUGGUUUUGACUGUGGUGCCCUUUGUUGUGUUCCUCGUUCGACCACUCAUAGCAGGCGUCUCCGACAGACUGCAGAAGAUUAUGCCGGUGCUUGUAUGCGUCAUAGUGUUCGAAGCCUAUUUCUCUUUUGUUCAUCAGUUCAGUACCUCCAUUAAGAACAACCGGCGAGCAGGACGCUGGACUGAGUUUACAGCUAAACUUAACUGCCUCAAAUGCGACGGGCUCACUAGUGGGAAUAGACAAUAAAUUUUGCGUGGCUGAGCAUCUCAAGAACUCGAGUGUUCACUGUUUCCUCGAAUGCCCUUGCCAGAGGGGCAUCCACGCUGAUGGUGAUAAUGUGAGUGAUUCGUGUAGGCUCCAACACAGUGUAGGUUUACAACCUGUGUCUGCAGAACUGCCUAGUGAGUUUUACCUUCUCGGACAACGAAAGUGAGCCACUGCCGAGUGCUGAGCUUCAGCCUUGAUGAAGCGAUAGUGACGUGCACUGCAAACUGUUCCGUGGAUCUCUUGCCAUGCCUGGAGAAAUCUGCUGACACUGCGGCUGCCUCGGAGGACAUGCACUCGCUGCAAUUCUGGCUUUUCCUCCUGCUCACGUGUCUCAUACGCAUUGCCAUUUCGAGCACCUUCUCACUGUCCGAUACUGCCUGCUUUCAGCAGCUCGGCGAUAAGCCACAAGACUAUGGCCUCCAACGGCUUUGGGGCACUGUUGGCUGGGGCAUCACUGCACCCUUGAGUGGAUUGCUGAUCGACUAUGUCAACGCUCAGCUUGGCUACAAAAGCUUUGUGCCCGGCUUCUACAUGGCGGUGGGGUUGAUGGCAAUACAGUGUGUGAUCGGCUGCAGUUGGCGGCUAGGGCCUUCCACACACAACAAAAGCAUCCUCCGGAAUGUUGGCGGCUUGCUAAGGAAGCCCAGGCACCUGUGUUUCCUCCUGGACAUCUUUGUGGUGGGCAGCUGCAGCAGCAUUCACUGGUACUACAUCUACUGGUACCUCCAGGACUUGCAAGCCAGCAAGCUGCUCAUGGGGCUCACCCUGGCGACACAGAGCUUCUUAGGGGACUUGCCUUUCAUGUUCCUCUCAGGGUGGCUAAUAAGCAAGUUGCAACACAUCAAUGUGGUGCGUCUGGCUUUCCUGGGCUUCUUCGUGAAGUUCCUGGGCUAUUCAUUCAUGCACAACCCUUGGUGGGCCAUUGCCAUCGAGCUACUGCAGGGACCAACGUACGGCUCAUUCUAUGUGGCCAUGACCUCCUAUGCUCGCAGCAUCUCUGUUCCUGGCACUGAGGCCACUUUUCUCAGCAUUAUACAGGGGGUCUUCGACUGCUUGGGUAUAGCUGCUGGAUCUUGCCUGGGUGGCCUGGGCUUAAGCUAUUUCGGUGCCAGAAAGACCUACUUUAUUGCAAGUUUUGUGCCUCUGGUGUGGCUUGUGCUGACAAUCCUGAUUAGUCAGCUUAUCACACACUGUAGCAGCGGUGAGCAGGACAAGGUGGUUGUUGAAGAGCCCAUGGAAUCUGUCCAGCCUUUCAUGUCUGCCAAGAGCAACCGAAGAGACCAUUCUGAUCAACAGCCUGUGGAACAGCUUUGAAUGUGGCUGCAACGCAGCGGCUCAGAUGGGCAAUCGGCUCGAUCUCACCCAGUGUGCUGGCACCACAAGAUUGUCACACCAUUCUACAUUGCGAACUUACCGUGUAAAGCCUGGCUAAGCCUUUCACCACCAGCUUACAGUUUGAUUAGUUGUUAGUACAUGUAUUCUCAAACUAGCAAGCCAGUAGCACUAUGCGAAUGUGAGAACAGCGUGUUGCUGAUUCAACCGAAUGCUAAAAUGCUCUUUGGUGGUCUUGACCGAUGCCUUUGUACCCUAAAGUACAUUUAUUUUUUCUGUACAAAUCUGUUGUGCGAAGAAUUGAUAUGUUUCAUUUUCCUGGUGAUAAAAUAGUUGCUGCUAAGCAGGCAGCCUAGAAAGCUGUGCUGUCUGCAGAAGCAAAGCGCAUUUAAAAUGUCACAAAAUGUGUUUCUGUAAGGGAUUCUGCGAACUGCCAUAGCAAAUGGAAAUAUAUGUGGCUUAUCAGGCAUACAUAGAACAAAUGUCACUUUUCAUUUCCUCAAAGGCUGAUGUGUGCAGUGCAAGCGGGUGAAAGACAUCCUUGCUCAGUAAAUGCAUUUCCUUAAAAUGCUGCAUAAUGCUGACGAGUAACAUGGCCCAACACUACAACAUUAACAAUGACGCAAAAGUUUUGGUUCACUAUUACUUGUCUUGCAAAGUAAAGACAAGAAAACUUCAUUUGCAAGGACAUGAAACUUCCAUGGGUAUAUAUAAAGUGAGAACUUGUGAUGAGUUGAAUUGUGAAAUGGUCAAAAAUAUUAAUACUAUUUCACUUGUGACACAAAUUACGAAUUAAAGGUGUGUAAAAGUUAUGCUUCCGUUACGGGUUCAUGCCAUUUUUUUAUGCAUUUCCUAUGUACAGUGAAAGCUUAAUGUAACAAAGUUUCAUGGGACACAAAAAUGUCUCUGUUAUAUCCAUUGUGCAUUGUUAACCAUGCUAAUAGUCUGCAUGACUGUUACCCUAGUUUUGUAUGUACAUGUGUGCGUGAGCUUUGGUGUAAAAAGAGCCAAGGACAUAUUUACUACAUGCACAGUUCAUUCAUAUCGUAUGUUGAACCAUUUCUACGGUAGACGCCCCUUCGAAAAUUGCCCCGUAUACAAUCAUGGACAGUAUGAAAGGGAACACUGUAAUUAUUCUCAAGUGGCCAUAAUGCCUUAGUGCAGUUUUCCAAUGCAAAAGUUUCCAAUGCAAAGGCUUAUACACAAAUUCUGUUUCCUUUCACAUUGCUCAUGGCCGUGCAUGCACAAACACACACACACAUACAAAGCUUGUGUUCCACUCAAGUAGUUAUACAAAAUCUUGCAUUGAGUUUCACUUCUACUGUAUGUAUUGACCAUUGAACAUUGCUUAGUGUCUUGAGUUAACAGACAAACACUGGCAUGAAAUACGAGAGCUAGGCCCGUGCUGAAAACGGUUGCAAAGAAAUAUUUGUCUUUGAAGAUGGAUGUGAUGCAGUUGCUGGUACAUAUCUGAACAGGAUGCUAUAAGCAUCUCCUUUGCUUCUAUGACAUAGACAUAUAUAUCAUCAAGAACCUACCAGUAUAGUUUAUGUGAAUUUGUGAAAAGACUUCAAACAGCACUUCGUGCAGCCAUGUGAGAAACACUGCAACACUUUUGCAUUUAUAGUUGCAUUUCUUUAAAUAAACUGUAUCAGUGAGGCCAAGGCA
Messenger RNA from Rhipicephalus microplus (southern cattle tick), 3671 nucleotides. RefSeq names its product major facilitator superfamily domain-containing protein 6. The record is from RefSeq and is a predicted model, not a curated record. Gene Ontology annotation, cellular component: membrane. NCBI's taxonomy places the organism in Eukaryota, Metazoa, Arthropoda, Arachnida, Ixodida, Ixodidae.